UCUGACUCGCUCCGCUUCCGGCCGGCCUCAAUUCCGCUUCCGGUCCGACUCUGGCGUCUUUGCUGAGGGUCACAUUGAGCUGCGAGGUGCUUCGGGGGUGUCUUUAGGACUCAGCACCAUGGCAGAAGACAUCAAGACCAAAAUCAAGAACUACCAGACUGCCCCUUUUGACAGCCGCUUCCCCAACCAGAACCAGACCAGGAACUGCUGGCAGAACUACCUGGACUUCCACCGCUGUGAGAAGGCGAUGACUGCUAAAGGGGGUGAUGUCUCCGUGUGUGAAUGGUACCGGCGUGUGUACAAGUCCCUCUGCCCCAUAUCCUGGGUGGCAGCCUGGGACGACCGCCGGGCGGAAGGCACGUUUCCUGGGAAGAUCUGAACUGGCUCUACCCACCUCUCCUCCGUACUCCAUCCUUCUCCUAGGGCAGUGAAGGGGGACCUGGGUACAUGGUGAUCCCCACCCUGGGAUCCUGAAGCAUGGCUUAACUAAUAAUAAAUACUCAUUGGAAAAGUGUAAGACUGUGUAUGUGUGAAAGAGCUGGAUGAUCGGGCAAGAAGCUGGGGUAGAAUUAGUACCUUGACCAGUAAGAGGGGCUUCAGGGUGAUUGUUUUUUUUCUGUUUUGUUUUGUUUUGUUUUAUGUUAUGUUAUUAAACUGACUGCCUUCUCUA
Lynx canadensis (Canada lynx) is the source of this 670-nucleotide messenger RNA. RefSeq names its product cytochrome c oxidase subunit 6B1. NCBI's taxonomy places the organism in Eukaryota, Metazoa, Chordata, Mammalia, Carnivora, Felidae. The record is from RefSeq and is a predicted model, not a curated record. Gene Ontology annotation, cellular component: mitochondrion; respiratory chain complex IV; mitochondrial inner membrane. The transcript is spliced from 4 exons. Bases 119 to 379 code for a protein of 86 amino acids.